AGAGUAGCAGGUGACUGGGAUGCGUAACUCAACGUAACAUUGUUGGGCAGACGUCCAGGGUAGAUUGGACGCUGUUUUUUUCAGGGUUAAAAUACUCUUGACGGUAGUCUAGAAGUCAGCAUGGCCUCACUUGUAAAGUACCGUAAUUAUGUUUAACCCGGACGGUCCCUCUUCCUCUCAGUGACGCGCCCCGCCCCCUCCUCGCUCCCCGCAGCCAGGCAGCACGCCCACCGCACCGAGCGAGCCCAGCCGUCGGUAACGGAGAAGAUGGCAGAGCGGCAACAACAGAAACACGAAGGACGAGUAAAGAUCGGCCAUUACAUCCUCGGAGACACACUCGGAGUGGGAACCUUCGGGAAAGUGAAGAUCGGUGAACAUCAGCUGACGGGCCAUAAAGUUGCAGUAAAGAUCCUAAACAGACAGAAGAUCCGCAGCCUCGAUGUCGUCGGGAAAAUCAAACGAGAGAUUCAGAAUCUCAAACUGUUCAGACACCCACACAUCAUCAAACUGUACCAGGUGAUAAGCACACCCACAGAUUUCUUCAUGGUCAUGGAGUACGUGUCAGGAGGGGAACUGUUUGACUAUAUCUGCAAACAUGGACGGGUGGAGGACACAGAAGCUCGCCGUCUCUUCCAGCAGAUUAUCUCAGCUGUGGACUACUGCCACCGACACAUGGUGGUCCACAGAGACCUCAAACCUGAGAACGUCCUGCUGGACGCCAGCAAGAAUGCCAAAAUCGCAGACUUCGGUCUGUCUAACAUGAUGUCAGAUGGAGAGUUUCUACGUACGAGCUGCGGCUCACCGAACUACGCUGCUCCAGAGGUCAUCUCAGGAAGGCUGUAUGCCGGUCCAGAGGUGGACAUCUGGAGCUGUGGGGUGAUCCUGUAUGCUUUGCUGUGUGGCACUCUGCCCUUCGAUGACGAACACGUCCCCACGCUGUUUAAGAAGAUCAGAGGAGGAGUCUUCUACAUCCCUGAGUACCUGAACCGCUCUGUGGCCUCUCUGCUCAUGUUCAUGCUGCAGGUGGACCCUUUGAAGAGGGCCACCAUCAAAGACAUCAGGGAGGAUGAGUGGUUCAAGCAGGACCUGCCAGGCUACCUAUUUCCUGAGGACCCCUCGUAUGAUGCCACAGUCCUGGACGAGGAGGCAGUCAAAGAAGUGUGUGAAAAGUUUGAAUGCACAGAGUCAGAGGUCAUGUCCAGUCUCUACAGCGGGGAUCCACAGGAUCAGCUAGCAGUCGCCUACCACCUCAUUAUUGACAAUCGGCGCAUCAUGACUCAGGCCAGCGAGUUCUACCUGGCCUCCAGUCCUCCUCAGGGCUCCUUCAUCGAAGAGGGCAUGCCGCUGCCCCCCGGGGUCAAACCCCACCCAGAGAGGAUGCCCCCGCUCCUGGCCGACAGCCCAAAGUCUCGCUGUCCUCUGGAUGCUCUGAACACCACCCGACCCAAACCGCUGGCUGUGAAGAAGGCCAAGUGGCACCUGGGCAUCAGGAGUCAGAGCAGACCCUACGACAUCAUGGCUGAGGUGUACAGAGCCAUGAGACAGCUCAGCUUUGACUGGAAGGUUGUGAACCCGUACCAUCUGAGAGUGCGGAGGAAGAAUCCAGUGACAGGAAACCUGGUGAAAAUGAGCCUGCAGCUUUACCAGGUGGACAACAGAUCCUACCUCCUCGACUUCAAGAGCAUCGAUGAUGACAUCAUCGAGGCUGUGGGCUUUAAAUCGGGGUCGUCCACUCCUCAGCGGUCGGGCUCCACAGCCGGCCUCCUCAGACCCAGACUGAGCAUCGACUCGUCCAGCCCGGCGUUGGACCUGCCCACACUCAGCUCCUCCCUGCCCGGGUCUCUGUCUGGGAGCUCCCCUCAGCUCACACCGCGACAGGGAUCACACACCAUGGACUUCUUUGAAAUGUGUGCCAGUCUGAUCACCACACUGGCUCGCUGACACACUCCUGACCUCACUGUAACCUGAUGUCUGAGGGGGUUUCGGCCUCUGUCUGAUCUGGAAUGAAGGAGCGAAGAUGUUGAGAAUGACUUCCUCUCUCUGUCUUCUUUUCGUCUCUGAUUCGGUCGUAUUGAACUGGAGGGAUGAACAGAAACGUCAAAGUACCGCUUAUCACUUCAGAUUAACGGAGACACAGAGAAGAAGCCUUUCUCACAGAGGCAGAUCAACAGCUUCUUUUUCCUCGUUUUGACACAGUCCCUCGGGUUUACACAUCAGGCUGCAGCUUGUGAAAACUGAUCCUGGGGCUUGAAAUUUGGGAACCAGAAAAGUUAGAAGCUAGAGCUCAAAGUUCACAUUCAUGUGGGAGUCAGCGGUCAAGGUCAAGUUCACUGUCACUCCUCCCUUGAAUACCUUCAAUCUGUUACCACUGCUGAAGUAUCAACACCAAACGUCACAUGUAAAAGUCAGUGUGUAAGAUUUAGUGAAUAAAAUGGGUUCAUAAUUAUGUUUUUAUUUAUAUUUUAUCACCUGAAAAUAUAAUAUUUUUCUGUCAGCAGAGCAUCCACAGACUCUGCUUUGAUGAAAUGUAAUGUUGCAGGCAAAGAGCGAGUCUGCAGGUUAGAAAGUGAAAGGUGAAGGGAGUGGUGAUCAUCUGGUUGCUACUAGUGCCGGGCCAUCAGUAGAUUUUAUUGGAGAAUUAGCAUUAAUGGAUUCAUUAUUUUAUUUAACUCGGGCUCCCCUGAAAGUUGAAGAAACAUAUCAGUUGAGAACCCUGUUAGUCCUAACAGCUACAUUUAUUUUAUUUUUUAGGCUUGGAUUAUUUGUUAAAAGUUCCCGAGAUAUGUACCAGGAGCAAUAUUAUCCAAAGAUGUCAAAAACUCUUCUAUAUGAACAGAAAUAAUGUAGAUGUGAUUCAACGACACUGAUGCCUGUUUUGAAACAACAAACGUAGAAGUCAUAGCCACAAUAUUUUGGGUACUUUCUUUUUGUUAUGACCAAAACAAAGAGACUCUGUGGUUCAAAUUUAUCACAGUGUUCCUCAGGCUACAGAGAGGCUGCAAGCCGAGCUGCUCCUUGUUUUUGUUAAUUUUCUUUCUCUGAUGGCUCAUCUGAGAAUAUCGUUUUAAGUGACAGAGAAGUAAAUUAAACACAAAGAGAGAAAUCAGCCUGAAAGGAUUUAAUGCCAUGUCAACACCAGAUGUGUUUUCAAAAGUCUGACUUUAUUUGUAUAGUGCCCAGCCGUAGUUGCAAUCACAACCUCACCACUAGAUGUCACUAAGUCUUACACACUGCUCCUUUAACGACGGGAAAUCUGAGUUUUCCUCAGAUCAGAGGUCAGAGUUACUAUUCACUAUCAAACUUUAUCUGUGGGAAGGUCAACAUGUACAAUUUGAUUUCAGGUUUUAUAUUCUAUAUAGUUUGUAAAGAAACAGCUUUUGUUAUCCAUGUGUAUUCUAUUUAUAUUACAAUCAUGUUACGUAGCUGAAGAGGUUGACAAAGAGAUACCAAAAAAAAGAGACUUUAUACACCACUAUUAAGAUUAUUACUUAGAGAUCAGAGCCAUAUUUAUUUUUCAGAGAUGAUUUUGUAGGCACUGCAGUGAUUUUAUGAUUUAAACACUGCAUUAACAGAGUUUAAUUUGAGUUUUUAUAGAUAGUAGAAGAAUAAAGGAGAUCGAGAAUGCAGGACAAUAAAGACUGUGUCCUGUUUGUAGUGAUGAAGCAGAAAUACACACCGUCUCACAUGAGUGUUUACAAAUAUCCCAUCAUCCCUGCAUACCUUACAUAUCUUCUUAACGUUGUUUUAUUAAAUCAGUAACAUCGAGUCAGAGAUAUGCAACUCAUUCACUCCUUCAUUAAAGACUGAAGCAACUGUAAAGAAGCUGCUCUCAGUCUGCUAUAUAUGCAGUAACCUUUUUAUUAUCGCCAUAAGCCUUUAACAUUUGGAGGAUGUUUAUUAUCGUUUAGAGCCUCAUGUGAACACUUAAAACCCUGUUUAUUUAAUAUUUUAAUUUCUAUAUAAAAGCAAGCAAACCUAAAGUAAAAGUAAGAAGGAAGUGAAUGGAACAACAAACUAUUCGACAAGUCAAUCAAUGAAAAAGAAAAAUCAAACAACAAAAAUAAUGAUUCCUGUUUCAACAGAAAUAGAAGUCCAGUCCUCGAUAUUGGGUCAUUUCUUAUUUUUAAUGAUGAAAAAUGUCAGGCAAAUGCAAACAACAUUAACAGAGAGGAGUUUGUCUGAAAUGUUUGAUGGAUGUACUCCUCUCUAUCUUAUGAAAUAGAUGGUUUUUUUUCAAAGUUUCAUUAUAUUUCUAUUCGAUCGAUCAAAAAAUUAACCGAUUGUAUACAUUUAAAACUCCUGGUAUUGAAAAGAAUCCAUGAAUAGAUUAUUUGGACAAGCUUACUUGUAAUGCACUCGAUAUGAGAACAGAGGAGAUGCUGCUUUCAUAUAGAGCUGAAACAAUUCAUGGAUUCAUCCGUCAAAAAGAAAAUGAAUCACUAAGAUUUUAAGGAUCCACAAAUUGUUUCAGGGAUUUUUAAGCACAAAUGUUAAUUAUAAAUGGUUCUUGCUUCUGUAAUGUGACAACUUUUUGCUUUUCUGAGUCAUUCAUGACGCUAAACGAAAAGUUAGACAAAGGAAGCAACUUGAAGAUGUUACAUUAGUCUCUGACUUUAAUUAACUCAGUGUUUUAAUAUUUCACAACCUACACAGUCAAAAGUUGAAUCCUAAAAACAACCUGCAGAUUCAGUGUCAGCUCUUGUUUCCUGUGGGACGGUGUGUAUCUGCUGCAGGACACUUAAAGCCUCAGAAACCUUCCUCCAAUUGCCUUAAAGACUGCGACUCAGUCGUUUUGUGCAGGUGUUUAUGAAGAGUGUGUGCAUGAGCCGCUGUGUGUCUCAGAGUGUGUCACAGAGUGUGUCACAGGAUUUUUAAUGUUUCUGGUUUGUCGGGGGGGGGGGAGAUCUUUGACGGUGGAGAAGUGGGUAGGAUGUGAUUCUCUGGGUUUUGAAACUUGUUGUCUGCGUUCAGUCUGCACUUUAAAACUCAUUUUCUGCUCCGGCAGUUUUUCAGAUUUUCUCUUUUCUGCAUCACAGUCUGUGUGAGAAACACAAACGUUACUGUAGCGGCCUCUGCUCCUACGUCGUGCUAUGACUUUAUAAAUGUUCUACACUCCUGUCACAUCAAACCAGAGCUGGGUGGUGCAUGGCUGCUGGUGAGUUUUGAUGAGUUUUUCUGACUGAAUGUGAAGUGGAAGCUGCUGCUGCCGGGUUCUGUUCUCUCUGUUUUAAAGCAGAGCGAUGGACUGUUGUCUUUUUUUCAUUCUUUCAGUGAAACACAGAAGCUGGACGGGGAGUUGGUUCUCCACUUUAGACUGGUGAUGCAAAAAGAAAACCCCAACAUGGCCAAAAUGAAAUAUGUUCAGUAUUCUCAUUACGUUCACCUUUAAUUCAUGCCAGUUGAGCUGAAAGUGAUUUUUCAGAAGCCUUUCGGAAGUGUGCUGGGCUUGUCUGGCAAAGCUCUAAGUCCGUGUAAGAUGCACAUUCACCCAAAAUUACCUUUUCUAUUGAAGUACAUACACUGUAAAAUAAUAGCCUUUAUUAAAUUAUAUAUCUUGGUGCCAAGAUUGUAAAGCUAUCUGGAAGUUCUGAUUCAUUUAGUUGAAUAUUUUUGGCUUGUUGCAGCGCUCUGCAAGUUUUGAGCGUGAUUCUGUGUCCGUCGAUGUGCACAGAUCUCCUGAAAGAGUCAUAAAGCGAAACGGGGAUUUGUGGCUUAAAACGCAGCAUGAACAAACAACUUAUAUGA
This is a messenger RNA of Labrus mixtus (cuckoo wrasse), 5745 nucleotides long. It is a transcript of the gene prkaa2, whose product is annotated as protein kinase, AMP-activated, alpha 2 catalytic subunit. The transcript is spliced from 10 exons. The coding region runs from base 268 to 1941 and encodes 557 amino acids. Gene Ontology annotation, molecular function: protein serine/threonine kinase activity; ATP binding. Gene Ontology annotation, cellular component: cytoplasm. NCBI's taxonomy places the organism in Eukaryota, Metazoa, Chordata, Actinopteri, Labriformes, Labridae. The record is from RefSeq and is a predicted model, not a curated record. Gene Ontology annotation, biological process: protein phosphorylation; intracellular signal transduction.